AGAGAGAGGGAUUGCGAUUUGGGAAGAAGAAGCGGAGAGAGAGAGGGAGAGAGAUGGAUAAAAAUAGAGAAGCUAGGAGAGUAUCAAUGGCGGCUGCCGGAAAUGGUUUGUCCCGACGGCGGCAUAGAGCCGGAAGUUUCAGGGAUUCUCUAGAGGAUGAUGGCCCGGUGGAGUUUCCGGAAGCAGCGAGGCUGAGAGAUCGGGGAGGGAGUGGGAAGGAGGAUCGAGAUCGAGACCGUGACAGAGAUAGGGAGAGGGAGAGGGAGAGACACAGAGAUCGGUUGAAUAGCGGGAGCAAGAGGAGAAGAGAACAUCGGUUGAUGAUGAUGCGCGGGAACAUGGUCGACGGCGAUGAGGACAGCUCCGAGGAGAGCGUCAACGAUGACGAGGAAUAUGACAACGGCGGCAGAGGUGGAGGACCACCGUCCUCGAUGAAGAUGCUUCCACCGGCGAAUCGUAUCAGUACGGCUUCGUUUUCGUCUUCGUUGUCGAAUCACCAUAGCAGUAGCGGUAAUCUCUACAACAGCAAAAGUUUUCCUCCGGCAAAAGUUUUCAGAUCGUCUCCUUUUCCGGCGGCUGCGACAGCAUCUCCUCUCGUAUCAUUCUGGAAGGCCGCCGACGAGAUGAUCGGUGUAUCGGUCCCGAGAAAAGCCCGGUCAGCAUCUACAAAGAGAUCGCAUGAGUCGUGGGCAUUGAGUGCCACUGCCGGUGGCAUUUUCUCAGCUGGUGAGCAUAUCCACCGCCACGUCUCGACGUCUCCGGCAAGGGUCAGUCCGGCUCCGAUGCUAGCUUCGCCUUCUCCACCUGCUCCUCCGUCGCCAUCUUCCUCCAGCGUUUCGGUGCGGAAGAAGAUGCCUUCGGCGCCGAAACAGAAAUCACUGCCUCCCAAGUCGUCGUCGUGCAAGUCAUCUUCUCCGGUGGCAGCGCAGGAUGAGAUCGAGAUCGAGAUCGCGGAGGUGUUGUACGGUAUGAUGAGGCAACCAUUGGGACCGUCGAAGCAGGAAGCCGCAGUGAAUGAUUCCGUUGAGGCAAAUCUCGGUGCCAAAUCAACGGGAGAAGUCAAACCCAGAGUAUCUUCCCUGGUCUCCAACUCAAAUACCACUAUCCCUCUGUCCUCUGUCACCAUCGCCACGAAUUCUAGCUUGUCUAAUGUGUCGGCCAUCGCCCCUAAGAGGAAGAGGCCGAGACCCGUGAAAUACGAAGACGAGAGCAAUUCUGCUUUACCAUCUCGUAUGUGUUCCAUUUCCUCUACCAUAAAGGCAGAAGCCGAAGCUCCUUCGAAAGCAGAAGCUCAGCCAAUCAAUCCAGAGAAAGUUUCAGGUUCCACCGGAGAAAACAUUUCCGAUUCGACGAAUCCGCCAGACAUGCCGACUCCUCCAUUGAAGGCUGAGCGAGAAAGCAAGCCGUCUCUGGAUUCAUCGGAGAAAAAAGAAAGCAAUUUGUCCAAAGAGGAACCUACAUCAACGACGAUAGAAGAUUCUUCUGCGGUUAGAUCCGACGGCGACGGCCUUGUCUCCACAGCCUCUAAAACUAAUGCGAGUUUUCCACCGGAAAAGGAGAAGUUCGAGAUAGAUCUAAUGGCGCGUCCGCCGGCGAGAUCGUCACCGGAGACAGAUGGAGAGAUGGAUCUUGUGGCAGCAGAGGCUAAACCUAAAGCCGCGGAUGUGGAAACGCAGGAUGCAAAGCCUCGACAGAUUGAAAAUGACUGCAAGGCUGAGAAAUUGGGAUGCGAGGAAGGUUCGAUCCAGGAGCCGGAGGAGAAGAAACCCAGAACUGCCAUGGAAUCUGAAUCCGACAAGACAGAGAGGAACAUCACAGAACUCAAGCUUGAUCUUGAGAAAUCGGACCAGAACAAGCUAAACCACUAUACCCAGAAGCAGACUCAGCAACAGACACUGGAAAAAUCUGCUCAAACGAGCCAUUUGGCUCUGCAUACGCCAAUGCCUGGCUGGCCUGGUGGUCUUCCUACAAUGGGAUACAUGGCACCUACACAGGGAGUUGUACCCGUGGAUACCAGCGCUUUACCAUCUUCAACCAUGCAGCCUCCACAAUUGGUUUUUAAUCAACCAAGACCAAAGAGAUGUGCAACUCAUUGUUAUAUAGCUCGGAACAUUCAUUAUCAUCAUCAGUUCACGAAAAUGAAUCCUUUUUGGCCAGCAGCAGCAGCGGCGGCGGCAGGCUCGGCCCCUAUGUACAGUGCUAAGGCAUGCAAUCUCAGUCUCAUGCCUUCCAACUCGGUACCCGAUAAGAGUUCUCAAUCUACUACUUCUAAUAGCUCGGACACAAACCAAAGGAAGCCAUUAUUGCUGCAGCAACCUUUACCUCCUGGAGCUCCUAAUAACAUCUUGCAUGGUCCGGGAUUUAUCUUGCCAUUAGGCCAGCAACCAUAUGCAGCUGCUGCAAUGGCCUCUGUGUCGGUUAGACCGCCUAUGAGUGGCAAUACAGCUUCUGGCGCUGCUGCUUCUUCUGCCUCCAUGAAUGGUUCUGCAUCAGCUUCUCCAGCCGGCACCACAACUAUGAGCUUCAGCUACCCGAACAUGGCGAGCAAUGAAACUCAGUACCUGGCUAUCUUGCAGAACAAUGGUUACCCGUUUCCAGUACCGGCCCACGUUGGUGCACCGCCUGCUUACAGAGGAAGCCAUGGGCAGCCGAUACCAUUCUUUAACGGUUCAUUCUAUUCCUCUCAAAUGAUCCACCCUCCGCAUCUUCAACCACAGCAACAAUCUGGGCAGGGACAUCAAGGCCAAGCUCCAAGCAAUCAGAAUACAAGUGUUUCCACUGGGUCCUCUGCUGCACAAAAACAUGUGCAGAAUCCCCAAGGGUUUCCAAUGCCAAAGGUUCAGUGUCAGCCUUUGAGCUUUCAGCCAAGGCAGCAGCCAAGAGAAAACACACCUCAGCAGAGUGAAACUGUUGGAGAAGAAAGCCCGUCAACUGCUGAUAGCCGGGCAUCUCGUUCCAAUGUUGCAUAUGGCCAGAACUUUGCUAUGCCUAUGCAACCAACGAACUUGGGUUCGAUGAAUUCAGCAGCCUCGGAUGGUGCAAUGGCUGGUUCUUGUGGCAAUCACGGUGAAAAGAAACCGAAACAGCAGGGAUCAAAGGCUGGUGUGGAAUCCCUCCAGUCUCAGGCUUAUGCGAUGACGUUCGCAACAUUUAAUGGGACUAGUGCUCCCAGCUUUAACAUGCCCUUUAUUCCUCAGAAUCAUGCUAUAUUCCAUAGCAUUCCAGAGGCUGCAAGGCAAGGUUAUCACCAGAUGAUGGCAGCAGCAGCAGCAGCUGCUGCUGCUAAACAGAAGAUGAACUACAAUGCUCCGGAGGAUGGAAAAUCUGGCCCUAAUGCCGCUGCUAAGGCCUUGGAGGAACGAAAGACAGGAACAGCAGGAGAAGCACCGACUAAUUUGACCGACACAUCUGUUCCUGGAGCAACGGGCAAUGGAUUCACUGAUAGCUCUGCACGGUUACUCAACCUUAGCUCUGCUCCCCAACCUCGGACUUCAAGUUCUGCUCAAGCCUCUCACCAGCAGCUCGCCAUUCAUCUCCAGAAGCAGCAACAGAAUGCAGAUGCUGCUGCAGCAGCAGUUACUGCAGCUAGAAGUAAAGGUCCGGUAACAAGUAAUGGUAGUGUUUACCCAGAUCACAGUAUCAGCGGAGGUAAAUUUCCUAAUGCUAAUUCCGGGUUUCCUCAAAAUAUUGUCCAGUCUAAUGGUAGCCCAGUUCAGUCUCCUCAGUGGAAAAGCAAUUCCUGCAGAACGACAACAGCUCAGGUUCAGUCUCCUUCCAUACUAUCAUCAUCUACUGCAUCAUCCCAUAAAAAUGUCCAGCCGAAACAGCAGGGUCGGCCACAGCAAGUGCAGAUUUCAUUUGCAGCAAACACUAAAUCUAUGCCCUUUGGUCCACCCUCUACUUCUUCCGUGUCCAAAAAUGCUGGUGGAAGUGGAAGCCUGAGGACUGCUACCUCGGCCUCGACAGCUAACAAAUCUGGACAAGUAUCCUCCAUGCUGACAUCAUCUCAGCCAUCUAAGAACAUCUCCCCAACAGCAUCAGUUCCAAUUCUCGGUAACCCUCAUGUUACUCAUACCUCGGAUGCCAUGUCCAAGUCCCAACAGCCACCCAAGCAAGCCCAGCUUUUCUUCUCCAGCCCUUAUAUGCCACAGCAGAACGGAUAUUACCUCCAGAGACAUCAGCAACCACAAGGCUCAUCUCCUGCUGCGACAUCUCAUUCGCCGUGCCCUCCGGUCAACCUUUCAAGCAGCACAACCACUGCCCCUCCCGACCCAGGGAAAGCCGUUAAAGGCGGAAACUUGAAGCAAAUUCAGGGAGUUUCCAACGCUUCUGGGCCACCCGGUAAGACGCAGAAUCAGGUUGUUCCUCCAGGGUUCCCUUAUGUUCCCGCUGCAGAUCAGAAGCAACCAGCAGGUGAGUGAAAGUGAAGACCAAAACCCUAAAGUAAAAAACCCGUUUGUUGGGAAGUUAGUUCAGAGACUUCCAAAGCCUGAGGAACAGGCUGAAGAGGAGACGAGACAAAAGACGUGGAAACUCACACAAAGUCUUUGGAUGAUUCCUUGGACACAACACAGAAGAGUUGGUCGGAAGAAAGCUGAGAACAGGAAAAACAGGCGUCAUCUUCCCCUAGAGAUGCGGAGAAGAACACCCACAGGAAAAAGACAUUUGCGGUCUCGGUGUACAAUUAGUGUUUAUAUUUCUGACAGGACCAAGUGUAGAAAGAGUACCAUGAUUAUGACCUAAUUAAAAUUUCAUUCAUUUUUUUUUUUAAGGUUUUGAAUUUAUAAGGAAUAGCCAAUUCUCAGC
Messenger RNA from Tarenaya hassleriana, 4806 nucleotides. Its product is annotated as protein TIME FOR COFFEE-like. The transcript has 12 exons. The record is from RefSeq and is a predicted model, not a curated record. Gene Ontology annotation, cellular component: nucleus. Gene Ontology annotation, biological process: regulation of circadian rhythm. Bases 54 to 4421 code for a protein of 1455 amino acids. NCBI's taxonomy places the organism in Eukaryota, Viridiplantae, Streptophyta, Magnoliopsida, Brassicales, Cleomaceae.